AUGUCCGUUUUAGGGUCAACUGUACAAAGCACAGGCAAUCAAUGCGGCAGUACCUACGCAGACUCCACGAAGUGUGAGAUUAGUUGUCCGGGUGGUAUUGACAGCGAAUGUCCAGCAGGGGAAUUCUGUUUUCGAUCUGUAGAAUGCGGAUCAGGUAUUGAUGAUGUGGACCGUGUGCCAACUGGGUCAUAUUGUGGCACAAAUAGCACAACUGCUGGUCAGUGUUCGCUUCCCUGCAGAAAUGGGAUUCAUGCAGAUUGUAUAGACCCAGAGCUGAAGUGUUUCGAUGGUAUCGUAUGUGACUUUCUUAAAGAAGAUAACAAAGAUGCCGAGUGUAAUACCACAGUCGUCUGCCCCCUAAACGCAUGUUGCAGUCAAUGGGGUUUCUGUGGAUGGACCGAGGAUUAUUGCAAUGUUGAUUGUAUUUCUGAUUGCCAGUAUCGUCCCAGCCCACCUGCAUGUGAUGGUACCGCACCACAGGUCCGUCUGGGAUACUACGCGUCGUGGGCUACAGCGCGAGAGUGCCGCCCCAAACCCCCUGUAAGUCUGGCAUCUAUCGCCGGUGAUUACACCCACUUGGUAUUUUCUUUUGCGCACGUCAGUAUCGAUUUUAAAAUCGAAGCAGCUGCGCCUACUGAUGAGCCGCUUUUCAAAGAGUUUACUGAUCUCAAGGUAACUUCACCAGCACUUAGGUGUCUGAUAGCCGUUGGUGGUUGGGCUUUUAACGAUAAGCCAACCCAGCAUCGGUUUACGGAUAUGACUAACAACACGGCGUCGCGUGCUGUAUUUAUUCAAUCUGCUGUUGAUUUCUUGGAGAGAUACAAUUUCGAUGGUAUCGAUUUGGAUUGGGAAUACCCCGGGGCACCCGAUCGUGGAGGUAACGAGGGUGAUUACGCAAACUACGUCGCAUUGAUUACAGAAAUGCGCAGUGCGUUUGUUGCCAGCGGUAAAGAAUUCUCUAUCACAAUGGCUGUGCCACUGUCAAACUGGUAUUUGCGUCACUUCGAUAUCAACGCUCUGCAAUACCAACUUGAUUUCUUUAAUGUGAUGAGCUACGACCUACACGGUGUUUGGGAUGGUGUAAUCCCUACAAUGGGAGCUAAAAUUAUACCUCACACCAACAUGGCCGAGAUCGAAGAAAACUUUAAAAUGUUUUGGAAAAACGGAGUAGCCCCACAUAAGUUAGUUCUAGGUCUUGCCGCAUACGGGAGAACAUACACCCUUUUGAACAACUCCUGUAUCGAGGUCGGAUGUGAGUUUGAAUCUGCCGGUGCACCCGGCGAAUGCACUAGAGUGGCUGGUUUCCAGGGUCACUUCGAGAUCGAGGCCAUCAUCCAGAGUAAGUCAUACGAUAGUGUGACAUUUGACGCAGAUACUGGUUCUAUGAUCCUCGUUAAGGAUAGAGAAUGGAUUGCAUACGACAGUGCAGAUACCUUCAGCUUGAAGAAAGCGUUUGCUAUGGACAAUUGCCUGCGAGGCUCCAUGGUGUGGUCAGUAGACAUGAUUGAUGAAGGUAUUGUAUACUAA
This is a messenger RNA of Sphaeroforma arctica JP610, 1527 nucleotides long. RefSeq lists its product as hypothetical. The record is from RefSeq and is a predicted model, not a curated record. Bases 1 to 1527 code for a protein of 508 amino acids. NCBI's taxonomy places the organism in Eukaryota, Ichthyosporea, Ichthyophonida. Gene Ontology annotation, biological process: carbohydrate metabolic process. Gene Ontology annotation, molecular function: chitin binding; hydrolase activity, hydrolyzing O-glycosyl compounds. The transcript has a single exon.